AUGCCUACCAUUGAGGAGCUCGACAGCACAGUCCGGGCCUUUUACGAAGGUCGCGGCGAGCAGCAAAAAGCAGCUCAGGCAGCCUUGAACCAGUUUAAGGAGGAUCCUGAUGCUUGGCUUAUGGUCGACAAGAUUCUAUCUGACGCGCAGUAUCCCCAAACGAAGUAUUUGGGCUUACAAGUUCUCGACAAUGUCAUCAUGACAAGAUGGAAGGUUUUGCCUCGAGAGCAGUGCCAAGGUAUCCGAAACUUCAUCGUCCAGUUCAUUAUCCAGUGCUCCAACAGCGAAGACACUCUACGGGCCCAAAAGACGCUCCUCAACAAGCUUAACCUCGUGCUUGUCUCCAUCCUCAAGCAAGAAUGGCCACACAACUGGCCCACGUUUAUCAACGAAAUCAUUUCUUCUUGCCACUCCAGCCUUUCGAUCUGCGAGAACAACAUGAUCAUCCUUCGCUUGCUGUCCGAAGAGGUGUUCGACUACUCAGCAGAGCAGAUGACAUCCACCAAGACGAGGAACCUCAAGCAGACCAUGUGUGCUGAGUUCUCGCAAAUUUUCACGCUCUGCCAGGAAGUUCUCAACUCAGCCAACCAGCCGAGUCUUAUCAAGGCCACACUCGAGACGCUGCUCCGUUUCUGCAACUGGAUUCCGCUCGGCUACAUCUUCGAGACCCCACUUAUCGAGACUUUGCGAACCCGGUUCCUGUCAGUGCCAGAAUUCCGAAACGUCACGCUUCAGUGCCUGACGGAGAUUGGUGGUCUUCAGACGGGCGGCCCUGGACAGCCCAACUCGUACGAUGAGCAGCUGGUCAAAAUGUUCACCGAGGUUCUCACUACGAUUGCUGAUAUUAUCCCUGUCUCGCUCGACCUCAAGGCGACAUACCCGAGUAGCAACUCCAAGGAUCAAGAAUUUGUUCAGAAUCUUGCCUUAUUUCUGUGCAACUUUUUUGGCAUGCAUCUUAAUCUCAUUGAAAACCUACCCAAUAGAGAUUAUCUCAUCCACGGCCACUAUUACCUCGUUAGAAUAUCGCAAAUCGACGACCGAGAAGUCUUCAAGAUCUGUCUCGACUAUUGGCUAAAACUUGUCCAAGAACUCUACGAGGAGAUGCAGCAGCUCCCCAUUACUGACCUCAACCCUCUGCUUGCUGUUGGAGGCGGCAUGUCCGGAAGCGGUGCUCCUAAUCCGACCCUCUUGAUGAACUACCCUCUCCGAAAGCACAAGUACAACGAAGUUCUUUCCAACCUGCGAGUCGUCAUGAUCGAGAAGAUGGUUCGUCCAGAGGAAGUCUUGAUUGUGGAGAACGACGAGGGAGAAAUUGUCCGCGAGUUCGUCAAGGAGGGUGAUACUGUCCAGCUCUACAAGACUAUUCGAGAAUGCUUGGUCUACCUUACACACUUGGAUGUGGUCGAUACUGAGAACAUCAUGACGGAGAAGCUGGCUCGGCAAGUGGAUGGCUCUGAGUGGUCGUGGCACAACUGCAACGUCCUUUGCUGGGCCAUCGGCUCCAUCUCCCUCGCCAUGAACGAGGAAACCGAGAAGCGAUUCCUUGUCACAGUCAUUAAAGACCUUUUGGGACUUACCGAAAUGAAGCGAGGCAAGGAUAAUAAGGCCGUUGUCGCCAGUAACAUCAUGUACAUUGUUGGACAGUAUCCUCGCUUCCUCAAAGCUCACUGGAAGUUCCUUAAGACGGUUGUUAACAAGCUGUUCGAGUUCAUGCACGAGUCACACGAAGGUGUUCAGGACAUGGCUUGUGAUACAUUCAUUAAGAUUGCGAGACAAUGCCGACGUCACUUUGUCGCCCUCCAGCCCAGUGAGACAGAGCCUUUCAUCGAAGAGAUUGUGCGAAACAUGGGCAAGAUUACUUGUGAUCUCACUCCCCAGCAAGUUCACACCUUCUACGAGGCCUGCGGCUACAUGGUCGCUGCCCAGGGCAACAAAAACCAACAAGAAAGGCUGCUCGCCGAGCUGAUGAACAUCCCUAACGCCGCUUGGGACGAGAUUAUCAAGCAGGCGAACAUGAACUCCUCAAUCUUGCAAGAUGCGGAGACGAUCAAGGUUAUUGGAAACAUUAUGAAGACCAACGUUUCUGCUUGCUCUUCCACUGGUUCCUACUUUUACCCGCAAAUUGGCCGGAUUUAUCACGACAUGCUGCAGAUGUAUCGAGCCACGAGUUCGCUCAUCUCCGAGGCCGUGGCACGAGAUGGUGAUCUGGCUACCAAGAUGCCCAAGGUUCGCGGCUUGCGCACCAUCAAGAAGGAGAUUCUCAAGUUGAUUGAGACCUAUGUUGACAAGGCCGAAGACUUGCAGGCCGUCAGAGCUCAGAUGGUCCCGCCAUUGUUGGAUUCGGUUCUUGUUGACUACAACCGAAAUGUUCCAGGAGCCCGUGAUGCCGAAGUCCUCAAGGCCAUGUCAACUAUUAUCACAAAGCUUGCUGCAUUGAUGGAAGAUCAAGUUCCAACGAUCAUGGAAAAUGUCUUUGAGUGCACUCUGGAGAUGAUCAACAAGGACUUUUCAGAAUUCCCCGAGCACCGAGUCGAAUUCUUUAACCUGUUGCGAGCCAUCAACCUGCACUGUUUCCCAGCUCUGCUCAAACUCGACAACAACCAGUUCAAGUUUGUUAUCGACUCGUGCUCCUGGGCAUUCAAGCAUGACAACAGAGAUGUUGAAGCUGCAGGCCUUAACAUGUGCCUGGAGCUGAUUAACAACAUCGCCGAGAAGACAGAUAUUGGCACCGCCAACGCCUUCUUCCAGCGUUUCUUUGUCACUAUUCUGCAGGAUGUGCUCUUUGUCGUGACAGACAGCGACCACAAGGCAGGAUUCAAGACUCAAUCCAUGCUGUUGAUGAAGCUAUUUUAUUUCAUCCACCCAGCCGAUGGCACGCAGCCCAAGAUCCAGGGACCCAUCUAUACACCUGAUCAGGCUCAGGCUGGAACCAGCAACCGAGAGUAUCUUGCCGCCUCUGUGGCCACUCUAUUGCAGAAUGCUUUCCCCAAUCUUCAAACAGCUCAAGUGGCCAGCUUCGUCGAGGGACUCUUCACACUGAACACGCAGUAUGACAAGUUCCGCCUCAACCUGCGAGACUUUUUGAUUUCCUUGAAGGAAUUUGCCGGUGACAACGCUGAGCUGUUCAUCGUCGAAAAGGAACAGCAGGAGCGCGAUGCCCGAGCUGCAGACAUGGAGAGGCGACAAAAGGUUGGCGGUCUUCUCAAGCCAUCCGAUCUGGACGACGAAGAGCUCUGACUUCCGCAAGAACUCCGAGCGGAAGUUGCGCCGAAGCGGGAUGCUGAAGACUUGCCGGGCAUGAAGAAGGCCGAGGCACAGUACGGAGCUCUAGACGGCUGGGAGCUCUACGGACUGUGAUUCUGGCUCCCUGUCUGGGUGCUCCGGGUUUCGGCCAAGACUUCAUUUGGCAGUGUGGACGUUUGGCUCCCAUUUUCUUUUUGUAGUGAUACCAAACCAUAGAGCCACGUGGUCUCGAUUUAUGGCUUGACAUUUUUUCAUCCAGCACCAAGGUAAGAUGCCAGACUCUUUUUCGCCAUCAUCUCUCACCACCAUUCGAGGUUUUGUCUGGCAGUUGAAAAAAAAAAAAAUUGCGUGUCAAGCAUGGAAGGGCUGGUUAUGUAGAAAAUUGGGGGAUUUCUUGGUAGCAAGGUGGUUCAAGGAAAAAAGGUGCUGCGAAGAGAGACAGAGACAGAGACAGAGAGAGGAGAGAGAUGUCAAUGACAAUACGAUUACUUUAUG
Molecule: messenger RNA, 3738 nt
Organism: Trichoderma virens Gv29-8
Lineage: Eukaryota; Fungi; Ascomycota; Sordariomycetes; Hypocreales; Hypocreaceae
Exons: 11
Coding region: 1-3237 (1078 amino acids)
Biological process (GO): protein export from nucleus; ribosomal large subunit export from nucleus; ribosomal small subunit export from nucleus
Cellular component (GO): cytoplasm; nucleus
Molecular function (GO): nuclear export signal receptor activity; small GTPase binding
Source: RefSeq, a predicted model, not a curated record